UGCUUGCUUGGAUGUCCAGCACAGAACCAUCUAAUCAAUCUGUCAUAUUGCGUGGUUGGCUGCGGCUCGCGAUUUUUGCAUUGGAACAGGUUUGAUUGCUAGUUAGAGAAACCAGCUUUGGUGAAGUGUAUCCGUGUGGACCAAAUUAUCUGCCGGCUUUAUCAGUUCAGGUGAUGAGUCGAUUGCACCUCUUGAAAAAAAUUUACAGUUCAUCAGCCGAGGGUUUUCAUGUGCAUCUUCACCGGAAGCAGCUUAUUCCAUUUUUGGUGGCGAUAAUUGGCAAUUUAGUCUAUCGGGAAGAAUAUAGUGAAGAAGUAAUUUUUAUUUAUUUGUGCCAACGAGGACACACCAAUAUUAGGAGUUUUAUCGUGAUUACAAAUAUCAGGCGCCAAUUCGGGGGUCGAAUCCUAGAUGUGCCAAUCACCGGGACAUGAGUAUGAAUGCAGCGACUGAAAAGCAAUAAUUUCACGGCAGUCACGAACUUGCGGUGAACCCAAAAAUACUGCCGUAAAAGGAACCGACUCGUACAUACACCUGUACUGUUCCAACACCAAUUCGAUAGUUGCACUACCGUAAACUGUCUGACUAAGCAUUGUGGAAUUUAUUGGCCGAUAAGUGCGUGAAAACCCAUUCUUUCAUUCGGUUCAAGGUCUCGUGAGUUUUGUGAAAUUAAUGCAUGUGAUUGUGAAUAUUUCGACUGGAUACGAGCUAAUCGUUCUCGCUGGAAUACUAAUUAAUUCAAGUGGUGCAUAAAUCGAGUGUUAGCUAUAUCUCUAUAAUACAGAUUACUAGAUAACGCCGAAUUUCACAGUGUGGUGUAUUUCUUUUAAUUUUGAAUUACCUACUUGAGGAUUAUUACAGCAUUUAGGACGUUCGUUGGACGGAUAAAUAACAGUCAUGGGGAAUAUUUACACCGUAGGACCGAACGAGGCUCUUAUCGUAUCAGGUGGAUGCUGCGGUUCGACGAAGAAGCGCACCAUCGUUGGCGGCUGGGCGUGGGCCUGGUGGCUUGUAACCGACGUCCAGCGGCUCUCGUUGGAGGUCAUGACGCUGAAUCCGAUGUGCGAAAUGGUGGAAACCGCCCAGGGGGUCCCCCUAACGGUGACAGGUGUUGCACAGUGUAAAAUCAUGAAGAUGAUGAACGUCUAUUAUUUUCACCAUCAGGCCGACGAACUGCUCGGUACCGCCAGCGAACAAUUUCUGGGCAAAUCGGUGAAGGAAAUCAAGAUGACAAUCCUGCAAACGCUGGAAGGACAUCUGCGGGCCAUUCUCGGAACUCUUACAGUCGAAGAAGUAUACAAAGACCGCGACCAGUUCGCCGCACUGGUUCGCGAAGUCGCAGCACCUGAUGUAGGCCGCAUGGGCAUCGAAAUUCUGUCCUUCACCAUCAAAGAUGUCUACGACGAUGUACAGUAUUUGCAAUCAUUGGGUAAGGCACAGACCGCCAACGUCAAACGAGACGCCGACGCCGGAGUGGCCGAAGCUAACAGAGAUGCUGGAAUACGUGAAGCCGAAUGCGAAAAGAGUGCGAUGGAUGUUAAAUAUUCAACCGACACUAAAAUUGAGGACAAUGCCCGAAUGUACAAACUGCAGAAAGCUAAUUUCGACCAAGAAAUCAAUACGGCGAAAGCUGAAUCUCAGCUCGCGUAUGAACUACAGGCAGCUAAAAUUCGUCAAAGGAUUCGAAACGAGGAAAUUCAAAUCGAUAUUGUUGAACGCCGCAAGCAGAUCGAAAUCGAAACACAGGAAAUCGCUCGAAAAGAUUGUGAACUUUCCGCCACAGUCAAACUACCGGCCGAAGCGGAAAGCUAUCGCGUACAGAUGAUUGCAGAAGGCAAACGCACUCAAACGGUUGCCGUCGCACAGGCUGAAGCGGAACGAAUCAAGAAGAUUGGUGCUGCCGAAGCACAUGCAAUCGAAAUGAUCGGAAAGGCCGAAGCCGAACGGAUGCGGAUGAAGGCAAACGUGUACAAGCAGUACGGAGAUGCUGCCAUCAUGAAUAUUGUUCUCGAGUCACUGCCAAAGAUUGCCGCUGAGAUCGCAGCUCCACUUGCGAAAACCGACGAAAUCGUGCUGAUCGGUGGCAACGACAACACUACCGCCGACGUGACACGCCUUGUCGGUCAGCUUCCACCAGCAAUCAACGCCCUCACCGGAGUAGACCUGUCUAAGGUUCUGGGUAAAAUUCCUGGUGCUAAAGCAUAAUAAGCCCCUGACGAAAUCGACCGCUGAGCCAGAAGAUUUUCUAGCAAAUAUUUUGAACAAUGUUUCUACACUUUGGAACAGUUUUUGUUGUAUGUUUUCUUAUUCUAGAUUUAUUUUUUUCACUUCACUGUAUGUUUCUAAUUGCUCUACCGUUUCAAACGGUCCCUACCCCUCCGCUUUUCCAAGUUUGAACACAUUUGCAAAAGGCCUUACAUUUAACGAUCCACGGUAUGGGCCCAAUUGCUUAUCACAUAUUUUAAACCAGCGAGAGAAAAACAAAUGGUGAGAGUUCAAUCGUGUUAGAUAAAAGCUACAACGUGCCGCCCAUCGGCAUGGUAAUGAAACUAAAAAAAUGGUAGAAUGGCACAGCCUCCAUAAGACGAUCCCGAAUGAUUGCUUGGAAGAAUACAAUUAUAGAAAAUACGUUUAUUCAAUCAACAAACGUAAACCAAAUCCGAAACCAUUCAUAUUUACGAAAAGAUCAACCGAUUCAAUGUGUGUGUGAGUGGAAAUAAAAUCGAAAAAAUACUGCCACUGUGGUCAAUAUAAAGUAUGAAAUGCCAUCCACAGUUGAAUGAUUUCAUUAACUAGACAUCAGAGAAGAAAAACUUGUAUGAGUAUUAUUGUUGUUAAUAUUUUCUGUUCUGUAGUUUAAUCAAAAUAUAUUAUUUAAAUUUAUAUUCUCAUGUGUUGAUUUCCAGAAUUACUGAUGUUCUACUAUGACAAACAUGCAUAAUUUGUUAUGAAUUUCAUGAAUGAAACAUCAGUAUGUAACAUCAACGGUUGUCUUUGUUUGAUAUACUAAUAAAUCGUGCUCUAACUCAAUUCUGCGUAUUCGCCAUUGUACAGAAUUUAUUAAUCGAUAACUUGAAUGCAGUUGGGUCAUGCCACCAAAUUCCGACACAGUUUUGUAUCCGUAUAUCUCCGAUUUCGAUGAAACUUUAGAACAAAAAACUGAACCAAAAUAAGAUGUUUGAUGUACUUUUGAAUGAACGAAGCUGCGUCGUGAAUUUUUGGCGCGCGAUUAACACUCCAGUGAAAAGAAAAUCAUUAAAUAACGUGCAACAAUUUAUUCUUCUUUAAAAACGUUUCUGCUUUUCUAUAAAGAAAUUUUAGAAACAAAAGCCUAAAUUUGACUGCCAGUAAAAAACAAGCAACGUCCAUAGCGGCAGUCAAAAAAAAAUAUUUGUUUUGAAAGAACCGGUUGAGUUUUUGUCCGGUUUAUUGCAAAAUCUAUGUCCGGUUCUUGCUCUCAUUAUUCUUUUUUAUGUGGUUUAUUUCACCCCGGUUUUACCUACUUAGUCGUUCACAGGGGUCAUUAUUCUUAUCCAUUGCAUUAAAAAAAUACUUGAACGGGUUUUUACAAACUAAGUUGCCCUAAUCUAAUUGUUGGUUUCAGCCAUUCAAUUGAACUGUGUGGCACCAAAACACUGCUUAACGUGCUCGAUUUUGUCUUGUACAACUAGGCUGUUCUGGUGUGUGUAUUUCACAUACAGGGUAGUUCAAUUGACAACAAUUUUUCAGUAAUGAUGAUUAUAAUCCUGUUGAGAUGUACAAUCUUUAGUUGGAAUGAUAUCUAUUAUCAAUACCAUUACCAAAACUCCGAUUUACAAACUGAAUCUGAAAGCCGCUUUUUCCGACUGCUUACGAAAAAGGAACCCAUCACAAGGUCCUGGGGGCUAAUGAGAGUUAGUCUUCAAAAGAGGAAGUCAAUCAGGAAGCCAAUUUAAACCGCAAGGAAACUGUUGUUAGUGCCAAUGAAUUGCUUUAAAAACCGAUCUAGCAUUUCAUUUUCUUGGGUUGUGAUACUUACGAAAACAAAAAGUAAAUUUCUUUUGAUCGGUUCUCAAAGCCAGUUUCAAUUAUGGAACACAAGGUUUUCACGCUGUCAUUUCUUCGUGAUGAACUAUAUUCCAGUACUCUCCCAUUGCUGCUACCCAACAAAAUAUGAUGAAUUUAUUAAAUGAAGAAUUCUGGAAUCCAACGAUCAUAGCAGUGACGCUAUUCGAACCAAUUCGAAGAGUAAUGUUAAUGAACGAAUGACAAACGAAUGUAUGAAACGAACAUGCACGAUGUAUACCAGCAGCGAAGAAUGGAUUAGUAGAUUCGAGUUCUCUACGAUUAUUGCUUAUUCAUUUUCACCUUUCUCUCUUUCAUACAGUGAAUAGUACAACGUUUUUCGAGACGGACAUGAGUAUAGACAGGAUAUCUGCACCAAGGAUGGGUGAAUGAAUUAGUUACACGAAAAAUAUGUGCAUCAUUGGCAAUAAAUACAUUCCUAUAUGGAUUUUCUCUAGUAGAAUUUUUGCGAGAUAAUGAUUUACGUACUUUCUAUUAGUAAUCUCGCAAAAUAUUUAGUUUUGUUUAUUUUGUGUAACCCGAUCUGGUACAAAUGCAUUGAAGCAGUGUUGCUAACUUCUUUAUUAAGGAAAUAAAAUCUACAUUCUUCAAAUAUAAGCAAUUUUCCAUCAAACUUUGAUGAUAAAUUAAUCAGAACUGAUAUUUCAUCAAAAAAGUUCGUUUGAGAAAAAAUUAUUGCUAAAAAGAUUGUUUUAAACUCAAUUGUUCAAGCCACUUUGAUAAACUGGUUGCGCUGCAUAUAUAAAUACAUAGAUCUAUAACAUACGUACCGAAUAAAAUGUACGUAAUACUCAAAUUACCAAUACAAGUAAACUUGGCUUACUUUUGAUCCUGAUUCAGAUUGCCUUCUGGAACGUUCUUUCCUCUCGAUCAGUUUCUCAAUGGUAGUGACCAAAAGUAAAAUAAUGUGAGAUUCCUUCACAUCCUCAAUGAUUUUGACAAUCUCCUGACCAAUACGUAGACUCGAUAAUGAUCAGACUGAGCCGUGAAGCGCUUUCUUUGAGUUCCAACUCGAAGUUCUAGUAUUUGUGUUCGAGUAUCCGAAACCCAACCAAAUCUUUGAGCCUGAACACAACCCGUAUCCGACCACUCGACCAUCUUUACUGUUCAUAUAAAAAAUUCCCUUUAGUAGAAGAUUGAUUGUUCUGUGAGGAACAAACACAGAUGGAUCUUUUUGGAAAAAAUGAAUUGAAAGUAUGAGUAAAAUCAAAAGCAAAUUUAAAGUAUGAGGAGAAGCAAGAAAAACGAUUCACACUAAAUAUUGUUUUUUUUUUUAUUUUCAAAACAGUUUUAUCAAAAAGCUGACUUUUUUACAUAAAAAUAUGUUUAUGGUCGGAAAGAAAUCGAAUUAAAAAUUUUGUUUGUUUUCAGGUUUUUUUUUUCUUCUUUUUUCUUCUAUAUUUUAACUGGAGAUAUACGUGUAUAAAACUGUUUCGGGAAUUGAUAGAAUUGUUCAGUAAAACUUUCUAUAAGUACCAGUUACUUAUAAAUUUGAUGUUCACAAGUCUGCAUUUAUCAGCUGUAAUACUUUUAGAAAAUGUUUCGACGAUCACGGAAACUUGUUUCGCAGGUAAUAAUACCUUUAAAUAAUUCUCACUAUUUAUUUCCAUAUAAACUGAGUGAAAAAAUUUUCCCUAUCAAAAAUAAAAUAAUGUUUACUAAUCGGUAUGAUCCGUAGAUUUCCCGGAAUCUGAUAAGAAGCACGGAACAACUUCAGAAGAAAAAAAUAAGUCUCUCUUCUUAAGUAAAGUUGAAAAUCUUGUGACGUUUAAUGCUCCCAAUUGUUUGCAUUUUGUCAUACACGAAUUUUCGUUUCGGAGAUGAAUUUUGUUUUAACUUGUUUAUGUUUGUAUAGCACAGUAAAUUUCGAGGAUACAGAAAACCUGAAAGAAUUUCGAUUUAAACAAAAGUACAUUAUCAGCACAUUUGUCUGCGAACAAAAUCUAAAUCCUAUUGUGUUCUAAGCGAAUAACAAACAUAAACCAACAGCGUGAAUGGUUUACGAAUCGAUCGAAAAUUAAACUGUAGCUAAUUAAAUAAUAUAUUGAUAUCUUCGAAGGUUUUGAUAUUCUAUCCAUAAAAUCUAAUAUUACGAAGGACAUUUUACAACACCCUACCACUGCUCCAGAAGACUCAGACCACAACGCAACCAAUAGCAAAAAUUUUACUACUCGAAGAAAAAACCUAAAUCAAGAACUAAGAUUCAACUACACCCAAAAUAUACAUGAAAAUCAUUCGUCUAGAAUCUUCAAUCAAAAAUACAUUUGAUUUCACUAACCCUAUUUUAGUACAUUUAAAUGCGUCUUAUAAACAGCUAAACUCGAAGCCGACAAUUGUUGAUAACAAAUCUUCCUCCAAAUACAUAAUCGUUUAGCGGAAGCCCAAUGAUAAAACCAUGAUGCAUCAAUAAAAACUGGAAAACGAAGCAAGUAACUGUCCUCCACUAAAACCUACUAGAAUUCAAAACCAUUAUUAGACCACAAACGUAGAUCCCCGAAUGAUUUGCCAGUUCUAAAACAAUCGAGAACCGAGCGCCCAAAACCAAGCUGAAUGUCUGUUAUUUAUAUAGGGCAACUAUCGAACUACGAGCCUUGCCUUGCUAACUAGAAUACCCAUUGUAAUAUAAAAUGCGUAGAGUUAAACAGCGAUUUAACGCCGCUUUGUUCUGCUUAUGAUGUACUAGGGGCUCGAACAACGCUGACUUCUGCUUCAGAGGAACAACAAAGAGUGGCGCAUAAUCUCUUACAUCUGCAUAGAUUUUUAGCCGUGCCACGUAACACCUCUAGAAACGUACAAAUUCCUCAAAGUAAACAUUAGUAAAACUGUUGUCAUUCCCGCUGCAGAAUAAUAUCGAAGUUAUAAUAAAUCCUAGUGCAAAUUCACAACAAAACCGAUUUCACAACCUGAAAUGAGGAAAAUACUAAGAGAAAACAAACCUAGCUGCAGAUACAAAAUGUAUAUUUUUAUACUCCUUAUAUAUUGAGCUAGGUGAAAAAAAUCAAUAUACAAGAAAAUGAUAUUAAAAUCAUAUUUUUGAAAUCGUGUAGAUCUAGAUCAUAUUCUAGCGGAGGAAACUGUAUGACGUGUUUGAUCAUCGAAACCAGUUGGCUUCUCUGCUAAUUCAACCAGAUAGUUAACUAUUCUUUUGUGUUCCUCAUUCGAAAGCUUUUCAACCUACUUAUAACGAACAACUAUCUUAUCGUUUCAUACAAAAAAAAAACAAAUGUACUAUAUAAACUGAAUGUUACUACAUUUCUAACUCACUUUAGUUGCAACUAACACCAACUUUACACGAUAUUAUAAGUUUCAAUAUACAACCGGAUGGCAGAUUCUUAUACUUGACAGUAUUUGAACAAAAGUUAACCUUUUUAUAGUAAGUAUAUUAAUUCCCAGUUUCCAACUAAUAUAAAACCUUUUAAAUGACAGUAGAAAAACCUGUCGAAGAAUCAUCAUUCAAAUAAAAUAAGCGAAAGUUUCCCAAAAUUUUAAAAAUGUUUCCCGAGAAUCGUGUGAAUAUAUGUAUUCAGUUCAAAAAGCAAUCGAACAUCACGGCUUUGCAGUAAACUUAGAAGCCGUUUAGGAAAUGUUUUUUUUUUCUUUUCGAUCAAAGUAAUCAUAUGUCAUCACAGAUACCAGCAACCAGUGUUUAAUUUUUCAAUAGUAAGAAGUUGACGAUGUAAAUGAAAACAAUUUAGUACAUACAACAUAUAUGCCGACAACGUGUAACACUCUGAUGAUUUAAAUAAAGAACUAUAUAAACGAUAA
Malaya genurostris is the source of this 7830-nucleotide messenger RNA. RefSeq names its product flotillin-2 (gene Flo2). Gene Ontology annotation, biological process: protein localization to plasma membrane; regulation of myoblast differentiation. The record is from RefSeq and is a predicted model, not a curated record. The transcript has 7 exons. NCBI's taxonomy places the organism in Eukaryota, Metazoa, Arthropoda, Insecta, Diptera, Culicidae. The coding region runs from base 898 to 2205 and encodes 435 amino acids. Gene Ontology annotation, cellular component: plasma membrane.